AUGAUUGAUGUGCUUGUCGAGAUAGAUGUUAAGACGGAUGUUGUGCUUGUUGAAAUAAUUGGUAUACUUGUUGAGAUACAUGUUAGGGCGGAUGUUGUGGUUGUUGAAAUAAUUGGUGUGCUUGUCGAGAUAGAUGUUAAGACGGAUGUUGUGCUUGUUGAAAUAAUUGGUGUACUUGUUGAGGUAGAUGUUAGGGCGGAUGUUGUGGUUGUUGAAAUAAUUCGUGUACUUGUGGAGAUAGAUGUUAAGACGGAUGGUGUGCUUGUUGAAAUAAUUGGUGUACUUUUUGAGAUAGAUGUUAGGGCGGAUGUUGUGGUUGUUGGAAUGAUUGGUGUGCUUGUCGAGAUAGAUGUUAAGACGGAUGUUGUGCUUGUUGAAAUAAUUGGUGUUUUUGAUGAGAUAGAUGUUAGGGUGGAUGUUGUGGUUGUUGAAAUAAUUGGUGUGCUUGUCGAGAUAGAUUUUAAGACGGAUGUUGUGCUUGUUGAAAUAAUUGGUGUACUUGUUGAGAGAAAUGUUAGGGCGGAUGUUGUGGUUGUUGAAAUAAUUGGUGUACUUGUGGAGAUAGAUGUUAAGACGGAUGUUGUGACUGUUGAAAUAAUUGGUGUGUUUGUUGAGAAAGAUGUUAGGGCAGAUGUUGUGCUUGUUGAAAUAAUUGGUGUGCUUGUCGAGAUAGAUGUUAAGACGGAUGUCGUGGUUGUUGAAAUAAUUGGUGUACUUGUUGAGAUAGAUGUUAGGGCAGAUGUUGUGGUUGUUGAAAUGAUUUGUGUGCUUGUCGAGAUAGUUGUUAAGACGGAUGUUGUGCUUGUUGAAAUAAUUGGUGUACUUGUUGAGAUAUAUGAUAGGGCGGAUGUUGUGGUUGUUGAAAUAAUUGGUGUACUUGUUGAGAUAUAUGUUAAGGCGGGUGUUAUGGUUGUUCAAAUAAUUGGUGUACUUGUUGAGAUAGAUAUGUUAAGAAUGAUGCUGUGCUUGUUGAAAACAACUGGUGUCCUUGUGGAAAUAGAUGUUAGGGCGGAUGUGGUAGUUGUUGAAAUAAUUGGUGUACUUGUUGAGAUAGAUGUUAGGGCGGAUGUUGUGGUAGUUGAAAUAAUUGGUGUACUUGUUGAGACAGAUGUUAAGCCUGGUGUUGUUGUUGUUGUUGUUGUUGAAAUAAUUGGUGUACUUGUCGAGAUAGAUGUUAGGGCGGAUGUUGUGGUAGUUGAAAUAAUUGGUGUACUUGUUGAGAUAGAUGUUAAGGCGGGUGUUGUGGUGGUUGAAAUAAUUGGUGUACUUGUAAAGAUAGAUGUUAAGGCGGGUGUUGUGGUUGUUGAAAUAAUUGCUGUACUUGUUGAGAUAGAUGUUAAGGUGGGUGUUGUGGUUGUUAAAAUAAUUUGUGUACUUGUUGAGAUAGAUGUUAAGAUAGAUGUUAAGACGGAUGUUGUGCUUGUUGAAAUAAUUGGUGUACUUGUUGAGAUAGAUGUCAGGGCGGAUGGUUUGCUUGUUGAAAUGAUUGGUGUGCUUGUCGAGAUAGAUUUUAAGACGGAUGUUGUGCUUGUUGAAAUAAUUGGUGUACUUGUUGAGAUAGAUGUUAGUGUGGAUGUUGUGGUUGUUGAAAUAAUUGGUGUACUUGACAAGAUAGAUGUUAAGACGGAUGUUGUGCUUGUUGAAAUAAUUGGUGUACUUGUUGAGAUAGAUGUUAGGUGGAUGUUGUGGUUGUUGAAAUAA
Owenia fusiformis is the source of this 1701-nucleotide messenger RNA. NCBI's taxonomy places the organism in Eukaryota, Metazoa, Annelida, Polychaeta, Sabellida, Oweniidae. The record is from the annotation of a GenBank genome assembly.